Frankliniella occidentalis (western flower thrips) is the source of this 1044-nucleotide messenger RNA. RefSeq lists its product as uncharacterized. Bases 1 to 1044 code for a protein of 347 amino acids. The transcript has a single exon. Lineage: Eukaryota; Metazoa; Arthropoda; Insecta; Thysanoptera; Thripidae. The record is from RefSeq and is a predicted model, not a curated record.
AUGAAGCACUCGCCCCUGGCUACGCACACGCUGCCCAACCCCAAGACGAGGCGCCGGUCGACCACGCACCCCGACCCGCACUCGCCUCGCGCGGGCAGCCCGCCCCUCACCCUGCAGCAGGUGGCCGAGUACCUCGCCAGGGUGACCAGCCAGGGCGCCAGCCAGGGCGUAGGCCAGACCCGCCAGACAGGCCCGACCCGGUCCAAGCACAGGAGCAGAAGUCCCAAAUCUUUCGCCGCAUUGACGCCAAGUACCGUCAAUGCCCCACCCUCCGCCGGGCCCACGCCCGGCACCACCCCCGGCCCCGCGGGGCUGGGCUCGCUGCUUUCGUCCGCAGCGCUUAGCUACUCCGCCGGCUACCUGCAGGACUAUUCGCCCGCAGUGCCGGCGCCUCUCGCCAGCUACUCUCCUCCCCCGGAGUACAGCGAGUACUCCCCCACGCUGCCGUGCCCCUCCGAGUACCAGGAGCCCGUCAUCGACCCCCCGCCACUGCCGCCACCCAACUUCCAGAGGUCCAGCGGCCUCGGCGGGGGGCUCGACCUGGAGCCGGAUCCGGACUCGGACAGCCCCGAGCUCGAGUUCCUCGACGCCUCCAUCGAGGACUUUGAGGACUCGCCCCCCGCCCCCGCACUUUUUGCCGACUACCUGGACUUCACUUCCACGUCCACGUCCACGCUGUCGCGCGGCAAGAGCAGCCGGUCCUCGCACCUCAGCACGUCCCCGAGGACGCCGGACUCGGGGCUGCACGCCGCCGACUACUCCCCCGAGCCGAUGGAGCACAUCGCGGAGCACGGCCUCGGCCACGACCUGGGCCUGCUCCGCCUGCGGCACCACAGCCUGCCGGCCCCGGUCCCCAUCCACGCGCCCACGUCGCCCAGCCUGGCGCCCAGCCUGGCGCUGAGCCUGGCCCACACCCGCGGCAUGCCUCACGGCGUGCACGUGGCGGGGCAGGGCUCCAGCCUGGACGCGUGCGGCCUGUGCGCCACCCUGGGGCAGCCGUGGGUCGACAUCUGCCGCGCCAUCCGCGCCAGUAGGACCAAGUGA